Paramormyrops kingsleyae is the source of this 1841-nucleotide messenger RNA. RefSeq names its product vascular endothelial zinc finger 1-like. NCBI's taxonomy places the organism in Eukaryota, Metazoa, Chordata, Actinopteri, Osteoglossiformes, Mormyridae. Gene Ontology annotation, molecular function: DNA-binding transcription factor activity; RNA polymerase II cis-regulatory region sequence-specific DNA binding. The record is from RefSeq and is a predicted model, not a curated record. Gene Ontology annotation, cellular component: nucleus. Gene Ontology annotation, biological process: regulation of transcription by RNA polymerase II.
AGAGGUUACCGGAAGUUGUAGCGGCUGCCAUGUUUAGCUGCUUUGUUGUAGAUUUCUUGUAGGUUUCCUGCAGAUUUUUAAGUGUUGCAAUGGAGUCGAGCUGGAGUACAUUUUUUUUACAGCAGGCAAACGAGGCUCUCCACCACCAGCACCAGGUGGCCCAGAGCGGCCUCCUGCCCCUACUCAGUGCAGGAGCCGAGCAGCAAGACCAGAAGCCCGUCCUGCCCAUCCCACUGGAUCAGAAGCCUCCGGCCAGCGCCGCAGAGCUUCUGAAGGACAACGUGGCCAGUGGGACGGGGGGCGGGGGUGGUGGAGGGGGUGGCGGAGGAGGGGGAGGCGGUGGCGGAUCUGGCGGGCCUAUGGCUGUGGUGAAGAAGGAGCCAAAGACCAAAACGCCCUUCGUCUGCGGCUACUGCAACAAGGCCUUCCGGGACAGCUACCACCUGCGGAGGCACGAGUCCUGCCACACAGGCGUCAAGAUGGUGUCGCGGCCCAAGAAGGCACAGCCUGCCCCCACUAUGGUGCCACUCAUCUCCAGUGUGCCACGCGAGGGGGCCAACCCCUCCUACAUUUCCACCAUCGCCGGCAUCCUCACCACAGCCACUACGUCGGCCUCUACAGGCUCCAGCGUCAUGUCCGCCGCCGCGGCCGCCGCUGCUGCCUCUGGCAUGGCUCCCCCACCGCAGCAGCAGCCCAGCGCCCCCAAGAAGCCGGCCAAGCCUGUCAAGAAGAACCACGGCUGCGAGAUGUGCGGCAAGGCCUUCCGCGACGUCUACCACCUGAACCGCCACAAGCUGUCUCACUCGGACGAGAAGCCCUUCGAGUGCCCUAUCUGCCAGCAGCGCUUCAAGCGGAAGGAUCGCAUGACUUAUCACGUCCGCUCGCACGAUGGAGGCGUGCAUAAGCCCUAUGUGUGCUCAGUCUGUGGGAAGGGCUUCUCCAGGCCCGACCACCUCAGCUGUCACGUGAAACACGUCCAUUCCUCGGAGAGGCCUUUUAAGUGCCAAGUGACGGCCUGCACUUCCGCCUUCGCUACCAAAGACAGGCUCCGCUCCCACAUGAUCCGGCACGAGGGGAAGGUCACCUGCAACAUCUGCGGCAAGAUGCUCAGCGCCGCCUACAUCACCAGCCACCUGAAGACCCACGGCCAGAGCGGCUUCAGCUCCUCUUGUAACAAAGACAGUAACGAGGUCUGCAAUUCAGCCUCAGCCACUCCCGUAACGGUCUCUGCCCCCAUUACCACGGCGAUGAACCGUGGCAGCGUCAGCAGCAGCAACCCCGUUACCAUGGCGGCGCAGAUGAACAUUGCCACCAACACGGUCAACAUCACCUCGCCGAUCAACCUGCAGCAUCCGGUCACCAUCACGGCGCCGGUCAACAUCGCCUCGGUCAACAUCCCGGCGACCGCGCCCAUGAACAUCGCCCACCCAGUAGCCAUCACCACGCCGAUGCCCAUGAACAUCGCCACCCCCCUCAACAUCGCCAUGAGGUCUAUGGAGAGCAUGCCUUUUCUGUCCCAAGUCCUGCCUUCCUCUCCUCCCUGGUAAACUGGGCCCAGUCUUCUUGUCCUUUGCCCCCCAUACCUACACACCCCUCAUUGACCCAGCUUGCUUUGCUGGUUCCUCCACCAAGUCCCACUCCUGUCCUACAGUUACACGGUUUACUUAGAGCAGAGAGUCUGCCCCGGCGGUCCGGCGCCGCAGCACAGAAAGCUGUACUUUUUUUCCCAUUUGAGUUUAUUUAGAAGGACCUCUGACCUAGAAAUAGAGAGAUAGCAAUGAUGUAAUACAUUGAGAAUAGGCAGAUCUAGCUGGGCAUCAGGCUGAGGCUCCUCCCCCCCC